GAGAGGGAGGGAGGGAGAGAGAUGGCGUUUGGCGCAUCUCGGCCGUCCAGUGGCUUCCGGUUCGACGUCUUCCUGAGCUCCACCGGCGGCGACUUCGCCGGUUCUCUGUACGACAGCCUAAGUAGGAGCGGCGUGCGGACGUUCAAGGAAGAAGAGAGAACGGCUGGCCAGGACCGCCCAUCUGAUCAGGCGAUGGAUGGCUCGGACGUGUUCAUAGCCAUUCUGUCGGAGUCGUACCCCGGGUCCCGGCGGUGCCUGAGGGAGCUCGCCAAGAUGGUGGCGAGCGGCCGUGUGAUACUGCCGGUCUUCUUGGACGUCGAUCCGUCGGACGUGCGGCGGCAGAGGGGGCCGCUGGAGAGGGCGUUCAGAGAACACGAGAGGGACAGGGCGGUGGAGAAGGAGACGGUGACGGAAUGGAGGGAGGCGAUGACGGCCGUGGGGGAGAUCAAGGGCUACCAUCUCACCGACAAGGAACGAAGGGACGACACAAAGUUCAUUCAGUUGAUCGUCAGAGAUGCUUUGAGCAAACUGAGCAGUGCACCACUGGACGUGGCAAAAUACCCAGUUGGAAUUGAUUACUCAGUAGAAUCUAUAAAGCGUUUGUUGAGUCUUGAAACAGAAGACGUUCGAAUGGUAGGAGUCCUUGGAAUGGGAGGUCUGGGAAAGACCACUCUCGCCAAGGAAGCUUUCAAUCAAGUAUCUCAACAAUUUGAGAGCAGCAUCUUCCUUUCCAAUAUCAGAGAGGUCUCAAGACAACCUGGUGGGCUCGUCACUCUGCAAAAUGAGUUGAUAAGCAAGAUAUUCAGAGGCAAAAUUCAUUCUAUACAAUACGUUGACCAAGGAAGCGAGGUGAUCAAGCAGAGGAUUCACAGCAAGAAGGUUCUUAUAGUUCUCGAUGAUGUCGAUGAUGUAGACCAACUCGAUGCGUUGGCAGGGGAUCGAGAUUGGUUUCGAGCAGGAAGCAGAGUUAUAAUCACAACGAGAGAUGAACAUGUCCUAAAUGUCAAGAAACUAAAGGAGCAUGAAAUCUAUAGAGCCCAAAGAUUGCAUUUCUACCCAUCACUCAAACUGUUCAGUUUUUAUGCCUUUGGCAGAGACCAGCCUCCAGAAGAGUUCAUGGCUCUAUCUAGGGAUGUUGUUGUGGCCAUUGAUGGAUUACCCCUGGCUCUUAUAGUAGUUGGCUCAUAUCUGUUUGACAACAGAAAUGAAGAGGACUGGAGAAAUGUCUUGAAGAGUUUGGAACAUACGCCUCAUGAGGAUGUUCAGCAGAUACUCCAAAUAAGCUAUGAAAAACUUGAUCAAGAAGAGAAGCACAUAUUCCUUGAUCUUGCUUGUUUCUUCAUUGGAAUGGACAGGGAAGAUGCAAUUCAUAUAUGGGAAGGCUGUGGCUUUUCUGCAAAGAUAGCGAUUAGGAUCCUUUUACACAAGUCGCUUGCAAACAUUGAUGAAUCGAACAAGCUGGCGAUGCACGAUCAGAUCCGAGACUUGGGGAGAUCAAUUGUUGAACAGGAAAACCCUACAGAGCCUGGCAUGAGAAGCAGGCUAUGGUUCCAAGAAGAUGUCUUGAACGUACUAAACAAUCUCAAGGGAACAGAAAAUGUGGAAGGAAUUACGCUCGACUUUGGAAAGAGCAUUGAACGGGCAAAGACAUCUUUGUGCAAUGAAAGUCUUAGGCCAUUAACAAAGCUUAGACUUCUCAAGAUCAGUAAUGUGAAUUUGACAAAUGGAGUUAAGCAUAUACCAACUGACUUGAGAUGGCUUCAAUGGCAAGGUUGCAGUAUGGAAAUGCUUCCUCAUAAUCUAAACCUCAAAAAGCUUGCUGUUCUUGACUUAUCUUAUAGCAAGAUGUCCCGUGUUUGGCAAGAACACUGCUUUCAGAGAAAGAUUGUUGAUGGGAUCAAAGUUCUUCAUCUUAACCACUGCUCCCAACUAGUAGUCACCCCCAACUUUUCGAGGCACCCAAAAUUGACGAAAUUGACGCUUGGACAAUGUCAGAGUUUGAUAAGCAUACAUGAAUCAAUUGGCUACCUAAAGGACUUAGUUUCAUUGGAUUUAAGUGAUUGCUCCAGCCUGAAGAAAGUGCCAAACUGCAUUGUAAAGAUGAGAUCUCUUAAAAUUCUCAUACUUUCUGGUUGUUCCAAAAUAACUUCUCUGCCAAAGAAAUUGGGAGAGAUCGAAUCUUUGGUGGAGCUUCUCCUUGAUGGCACUACUAUUACUCACCUUCCUGAAUCUAUAGUCCAGUUGCAGAGCCUCUGCCGAUUACUCUUAAAUGGAUGCCUGUCACUGAAAGCACUGCCCAAUUCCAUUGGCAGACUAUGCUCCUUGAAAGAACUGUCACUAGAUUAUACAAAAAUCCAAGAGCUACCAGAUUCUGUAGGUUCUUUGAAAAGGCUUCAAGAGCUAAGUGCAAGAUCAUGUGCCAGUCUUGCUAUAUUACCCCAUUCUAUCGGCCAGAUGAAAUCCCUAGAAUUUCUAUUAUUGGAUAAUAGUAGCAUUGAAUGGCUGCCUAAUACAAUAGGGUCCUUGGUAAACCUAAAGACAUUGUCCAUAAGAAGAUGCAAGAAACUGAAGUGUCUUCCUAGUUCUAUGGGGAAAAUGAAAAAUUUGUGUCAUAUCUACAUGAAUGAAACAAUUAUAUCAGAAUUGCCUGAGGAUUUUGGAAUGCUGUCAGAUUUGCGGAUACUAGAAAUGCAACAAUGCUCGCUGAUCAAGUUCAUCCAUGGAAACUUCGGAGACCUCCAAGAGCUGCGGGAACUAUCAAUGAGGAAAAUGUCGCAGAUCACCAUGCUUCCAUCCAGCUUUUCCCGACUUUGUCACUUAGAAAAGCUGGACGCUAGUCUAUGCAGUUUGGUGGAGAGGAGUAUACCGAGUGAUUUUGGAAAUCUAACUUCACUGGUGACACUGGAUCUAAGCCACAACAAGUUUUGCAGCCUGCCAUCCAGCCUGAGCGAUCUCUCCAAGUUAGAGGAACUCUCUGUAGCUCACUGCAGAGAGCUUCAAUCUCUCCCUCCACUGCCUUCAUCUCUAAGAAGGAUGAGUGCGACAAACUGCACUGCCUUGCAAGAAAUACCAGAUAUUUCAAAUUUAAAGAACCUGAUGGAGUUGCUUCUGACUAACUGCGUAAGAGUGACCAAUUUGGUCGGCCAUGAAAAUCUGAAAUGCUUGAGAUUCUUACAUUUGGACGGAUGUAGAAGUCUUUGCAAGGGGGCGAUUAACAGGCUAAGCAAGGUACCUUUUUAGAACCUGCAGCUGACACAUGCUAUUGUUCUCAAGUUCUCACUUGUCGCACCCGCAAUUUUCUUGCAGGAAACACUUCAGAAAUUGGAAGUAUUGACCUUUCCUGGAAGCAAAAUUCCCACCUUUCUGACGCAUCAGGAAUCUUUCUGUGAAAUUUCAAAACCCUCCGACACCAAUCUUAAGUUCAGAGGGGUGAUGCUGUGCUUUGUUUA
Nymphaea colorata (pocket water lily) is the source of this 3449-nucleotide messenger RNA. RefSeq names its product disease resistance protein RPV1-like. The transcript is spliced from 4 exons. Gene Ontology annotation, biological process: defense response; signal transduction. Lineage: Eukaryota; Viridiplantae; Streptophyta; Magnoliopsida; Nymphaeales; Nymphaeaceae. Bases 22 to 3240 code for a protein of 1072 amino acids. Gene Ontology annotation, molecular function: protein binding; ADP binding. The record is from RefSeq and is a predicted model, not a curated record.